Ruditapes philippinarum (Manila clam) is the source of this 876-nucleotide messenger RNA. RefSeq lists its product as uncharacterized. Lineage: Eukaryota; Metazoa; Mollusca; Bivalvia; Venerida; Veneridae. The transcript is spliced from 4 exons. The record is from RefSeq and is a predicted model, not a curated record. The coding region runs from base 215 to 784 and encodes 189 amino acids.
UUCAUAAUUUCUUACUGUUUCAGCGCUGAAAAGGAAUCAGAAUAAAAGCCCGGCAAUACCUAGUCAGCCGCUACACGACACAUUCGAAGUGAAUAAAAACGAAAUACUCCAACUCCUGACAAACAUUUUUACAAAUGGCAACUGUCGUUUUAAUCGUCUCAGGCAAUAUGUAGGGUGCACUGAAGAAAUCGCCGAAAAUAACAUUGAAGGUCUGAUGAUCAAUGUUUCCAGGUACCUGAUGACAGAUUACAAACCAGAAUUUGGCUUCGCUAAUUUCUUUGCAAAGGUAGUCAAGUUUAUCCAGACUGAACAAGAUAUUGAACAAGCCACGCGUAUGGAAUUAGAAAAGAAAACAAAUGUCCUUACAAGGCUAUGCUUUGACGCUGAUAUUUUAAUCAUAAACACAGACGACGAUAAUGAGUAUGCAACUAGGAUAAAAGAGGAAGCAAAAGGAUGGAAUAUAUCAGUUCAUAUAGAAUCCGAAGUUGCAAUUGGAAGGCCUAUUUUCUCAAGUAUAGGGGAUGCCUUAAACCGAUACCUGUUCGUGUUUGUCAUUGUAACUGAGAGUCUGACAGGUGAUAAAGUUCAAAGAUUCGCAAGUCAAGGGCACUUGCAUCAAUCUGUGUUAGAUAACAAGGACCGAUUUAUUCCUGUCAAAAUUAUUGGUCAAGAGCAUGUCGAUUCUGUUUUUGGAAUUUUAUUUCCAUGGACCUACGGUACUAAGAGAUCAGGGGAGAAUUUGAAUAGUCUUGUACAGAGAGCCAAUGGAAUCGUUUUCAAUUAACAAACGAGCAAUAAAUUUGUACAUGUUCGUAUUAUAAAAACCGACGUAUAUGUAUUGUGUUGGGUUACAUUGAAUUCAUGAACAUUCUGUUU